GAAUGGAAUCACAGAGUCACAAGCUGUGAAAAAAUUUGUCAACGCCGACUAUAUGAAAAAUCCGCAAUUGCUUUUUGGGCAACCCAAUAAUAUGUUGGACGUCGCUGCAUUGGCUGCUUUUACGAUUUACAACGAAAUGAAGCCUAUAAAAAGGAGUGACAGACGGCGGUCGUUCUUGUUACUGCUAAUGAAACAAUUGGCCACACCAAAUAUCGAAGAACGUGCCCUGAACAACCAUAUAACCUCCUAUCCAAGGAUACGCAAUGCGAUGGAAGCAUUCGAUGUCAGGGUAUUACCAAGACCGAUGGAAGGCAAUGUACCGUCGUUUGCGGCUAGGUCAAGUAGACCGUCAUGUAGGCUUUGCCGUUCUGAGUACGGGCGGCAGCGGAAAACGCGGGCAUACUGCUUCGGCUGCGGCAACGCUGUUUGCGGAGAACAUAGCACACUUUAACAUCGCUGCAACACUUGCGCACAGGGCA
Messenger RNA from Stomoxys calcitrans (stable fly), 479 nucleotides. RefSeq lists its product as uncharacterized. Lineage: Eukaryota; Metazoa; Arthropoda; Insecta; Diptera; Muscidae. The transcript is spliced from 2 exons. Bases 53 to 451 code for a protein of 132 amino acids. The record is from RefSeq and is a predicted model, not a curated record.